Diplodia corticola is the source of this 1353-nucleotide messenger RNA. Its product is annotated as hippurate hydrolase. Gene Ontology annotation, molecular function: hydrolase activity. The coding region runs from base 1 to 1353 and encodes 450 amino acids. The transcript is spliced from 3 exons. NCBI's taxonomy places the organism in Eukaryota, Fungi, Ascomycota, Dothideomycetes, Botryosphaeriales, Botryosphaeriaceae. The record is from RefSeq and is a predicted model, not a curated record.
AUGCCGCCGCCGUCCCGCAUCAGCCAAAUAAUCACCGCCCACCGGCCCGCGCUCGCGCCGUACGAGGAGCUCUACAAGCACCUCCACCAAACGCCGGAGCUCUCCUUCCAAGAGCGCGACACCGCCGCCGAGAUGCGCAAGCAGCUCGCGUCCAUCUUCGCGCGGCACCCGCACCUCGCCACGUCCAUCCACCCGGACAUCGGCGGCACCCACGGGCUCGCCGCCACCAUCCGCAACCCGCCUUCCUCUUCUUCGACCUCCUCGUCGUCGGACUCGCCGCCGCCGUCCCCCAUCGUCCUCCUCCGCGCCGACAUGGACGGCCUGCCCGUCAAGGAGGCGACGGGGCUGCCGUACGCGAGCACGAAGACGAUGGAGGCGUUGGGUGGGGAUGUGAAGCCCGUCAUGCACGCGUGCGGGCACGACAUGCACAUGGCGAGCCUGCUGGCGGCGGUGGAGCUGCUGUGCGUGGCGAAAGACGAGUGGCAGGGCACGGUCGUCGUGUGCUUCCAGCCGGCGGAGGAGCUGGGCAAGGGCGCGCUGGCCAUGGUGGAGGGCGGCUUGUACGACGUGGUGCCGGUGCCGGAUGUGGUUGUCGGGGGGCACGUGCUGUUUCAGAAGGCUGGGACAAUCGGCACCCGGCGCGGCCUCGUAGCCUCAGCGGCAGACUCGUACAACCUCACCAUCCACGGCCGCGGCGGCCACGCCUCCCAACCGCACCUCACCAUCGACCCCAUCGUCACGGCCGCGCACACCAUCACGCGCCUGCAGACCAUCGCCUCGCGCGAGGUCGACCCGCAAGAAGCCGCCGUCGUGUCCGUCGGCUACGUGCGCGCCGGCGACGCCGUCAACAUCAUCCCGGCCUCGGCCUCGCUCGGCGUCGACGUGCGCACCUUUUCGCCGGGCUCGCGCGCCCGCGUCCUCGCCGCCGUGCGGCGCAUCGUCGACGCCGAGAGCGCGGCCGCGGGCGGCGGCGAUGGCACAGUCAGCGCGCCCGAGCUGGUCGAGACGCGGACUUUCCCGUUUUUGGUGAAUGAUGAGGGCGCGACGGCGAGGGUGGAGGAGGCGUUUGAGGGCGUGUUCGGGGAGGGGUAUGAUAGGGAGGCGCCGAGGCUGGGCGGCAGCGAGGAUUGCGGCGUUUUGGCGACGAGCGUGGGGAGGCCUGGCGUUUUUUUCACGUGGGGCGGGACGGAUCCCGAGUUGUGGGAUCGGUUGGAGAGGGAGGGCGGCGAGGAUGGGGUGAGGAUGGGGGUGCCGAUCAAUCAUUCGCCGUUCUUUGCGCCUGUGAUUGGGGCGUUGAGGUUUGGGGUUGAUGGGUAUGCGGGCGGGGCGUUGGCGUUUUUGGUGAAGGAGUGA